Penicillium samsonianum is the source of this 777-nucleotide messenger RNA. RefSeq lists its product as uncharacterized. The transcript is spliced from 2 exons. NCBI's taxonomy places the organism in Eukaryota, Fungi, Ascomycota, Eurotiomycetes, Eurotiales, Aspergillaceae. The coding region runs from base 1 to 777 and encodes 258 amino acids. The record is from RefSeq and is a predicted model, not a curated record.
AUGGAUCCAGAUGCUGGCAUCCCCGUUGAAGCCGCCCCCUCUGUUUUCAGCUACGUGCUCUCCUUCUUACUCGUCGGCGUCGCAUGGGGCUUCACAACCCCCUUUAUCCGCCGCGCCGCCGCAGACUUCAACGCCCGACAAGAGAAGCAAGCAAACGAAUCGAACUCCCUAGAGCGCAGAAGAGGACGCUCACAAGAUUCGCCGCAAACCGGGUUCUCGGAUGCGGGUGAGGCACAGGAAUUGGUCUUUCGGGAGGAAGAAGAAGACAGUGACGAGGAUGGUGUGCGGAGGCGGAGUACGAGCAGCAGUGAUGUGAACCGGAAACCGAAGACUGCGGAUGCAGAUACAGGGCCGGAUGGUGAAGUCUCUGGACAGAGCGGGAGUCGCGAUACUACGGAAGACAGGGAAAGCGGCGCAGAUGAGGACCGGGACGAUAUACCUACGCCGGCGUGGAGGCGUGGAGCUCCUGUGAAGCAGUCGUGGCUGCGGGCGAAGGUUGUUUCUGUUUUCUGGACGGUUGUUAAUCUGCUUCGCACGCCUGCGUAUGCGAUUCCCUUGGUUAUCAAUCUCACGGGCAGUAUUUGGUUCUUUUUGCUUGUUGGGAAACAUGAACUCUCUUUAACUGUUCCGCUUGCAAACUCGAGUGCGUUCUUGUUUACUGUUCUUGGAGAGUGGUAUGUUGAGCGCAAGGUGAUUGCAAAGCAGACAUGGUUGGGGAUGGGGCUGGUACUUGGAGGAAUUGCAUUAUGUGUGCAUUCUAAGAACCAGGCUUCUUGA